Molecule: messenger RNA, 2622 nt
Organism: Ornithodoros turicata
Lineage: Eukaryota; Metazoa; Arthropoda; Arachnida; Ixodida; Argasidae
Exons: 11
Coding region: 122-1489 (455 amino acids)
Biological process (GO): proteolysis
Cellular component (GO): lysosome
Molecular function (GO): cysteine-type peptidase activity
Source: RefSeq, a predicted model, not a curated record
UCGCAAAGCGCACUCCGGAAUCGUCUGCUACCGGCAGCGUCCGCCUGCACCCCAUGCUCCAUGGUCAAUCGCAGAUACACUGCCCCGGAAACUUUUUGGUACACUUUUUGCUGAAAGAAACAUGACGAUGUGGUCGAUACUUGCUGCGCUGUUACUCGCGACCGCUUCGUGCGCUCUUGACCCGGACUUGGAAGGUGACUACUGCCGAACCCGAGCAGACCCGUGUUGCGCUGGCCGCAUGGACGACUGUUCAGUGCCAAUACUGGGUACACUAUGCUACUGCGACCGUUUUUGUGAGCGUCCGGAAAACAGUGAUUGCUGUCCGGAUUACCUGCCCGUCUGUAGAGGGCUGACAUAUCCGACUCCACCUGCACCAGUUGUUCACAAGACCUGCCUCCACGAAGGACGUGCUUACCCUGUCGGUAGCGUAGUCAAUAUCAACUGCAACAGAUGUACCUGCAGGGAGGUAUUUCCAAAUCGGCAAGAGUUCGAGUGCUUGGACAGGCCAUGCCUCGUACGACCGGAUUUGGUGCGCGACAUUAAUGAGGGCGACUUCGGAUGGGAAGCUGCCAACUACUCUUUCUUCUACGGCAAACUUCUCGAAGAAGGCAUUCGCUACUACCUGGGAACCCACCAGCCUGAACGAGACACAGAGAAAAUGAGUGAACUCCAUCUUGUGCGCCAACAACCGCUCCCUGAUCAUUUCGACUCUCGCGUAAUGUGGCCCGGACUCAUUCAGAACAUCAGGGACCAGCUAGAAUGUGCAUCAUCGUGGGCUUUCUCCACCACAGCCGUGGCAGCCGACAGAUUGGCAGUCCAGUCCAGGGGCAGGGACUCAGUUCAACUGUCACCGCAAGACCUGCUUUCCUGCCUCGAUCCACGACAGGAACCUUGCAGCGGAGGUCACGUGGACAGGGCCUGGCGUUACCUUAUGAACUUUGGAGGAGUUGCCGAAGAUUGCUACCAGUACACGAGCGGUUACAACAAUGCUUCAACGCAGUGCUUCAUCCGCAACCGCAAGCACCCUGGCAACGAACUUGUCUGCCCCACUGGAAUCCAAGGGACGAAAUAUUUCUCCACUCCACCAUACAGGGUGCCACUAAAUGAAGAAGCCAUCAUGUUGGAAAUUCUGACCAACGGGCCAGUUCAAGCCGUGAUCCACGUACGUGAGGACCUUUUCCUGUACCAGCGAGGUGUGUACAGGCACACCAGGCUUUCCAGCCACCUGCCUCAACAGUUCCAACAAAGCGGCUGGCACUCUGUCCGCAUCAUAGGGUGGGGCGUGGACAGGGAACGUGGAAGGCCAGUCAAAUACUGGCUGUGUGCAAACUCCUGGGGAGAGAAGUGGGGAGAGAGAGGAUUCUUCCGCAUUGCACGCGGGGAGAACGAGAGCCAGGUCGAGUCGUUCGUGGUGGCCGUCUGGGGCCGCAGCUGGCCUUACUAUCGUCAGGGAGACCGCAGCGAGGGACCUGCGGGCCCCAUCAACUAAGCACCGAGGCAUGCUUAGGAAGUGUAUAAUGUCUACAGUACUUCACAAUGCCAAAUGUACUUUGCUAACCUCCAUAUCUGCUACACACAAAGGGUACCACCGACCAAUGCACAAUGAUAACUAAAGCCCAUAGCUUUCUGCGGUGGAGAAGUUAACGUUUCCGCGAAGUGGGAUUUACAAAUCUGCGUGAUUCUGUAUGAAAAAAAAAAAAAAAAAGAAAAGAAAAAAAAAGGCAGAAAAAUGUUGCAGCAUACUGCCAUGAUCGCAUGCCCGCUCAGUACGUGCACUUUCCAGCUUUUCGUAACUUUUCAGUGCACAAAGAAAAUUAUACUUAACAAUUUUUCUCCGGAGUUUCCUGUCAUUAAAUUUUCUUUCGUCGUGGCACAUUCAGCCUUGUAAGUUCCAUCAGUAUCGGUUGCUUGAGGCAUUGCAGUCACAACCGAUCUGGUUUAACUCGCGAAAACGUUGCAGAGCGAUUGAAAUCCUUACAUAAUUCUGGAAUAUACUGAAUCUUACGCGAGAAACACACAAUUCUGAGAGAAACAGCAGGUUCCGUGAGACGGGGCCAAUUCCGCAGAAAGCUAGUGGCUCUGUUGAUGGGUAUGCCGAGCAUACGAAAGCGGGACAUGAAAUGGAAUAGUAAUGAAAUGAGAGCACAUCCCUAAUGAAGCAGCACAAAAAUAGAUUGCUGCUUCGUAUGCAAGGGCACGUGGCAAGACAUAAUUACACAAUGAGACCACAUAACACGUUUCUUGUGCAGAACACAAACUUUCAUGUUUUGCACAACACAAAAUGCUGUAGUACGAGUCCUUGUUAACAAGUACCUUGUUUAUUGUGGUUAAGCUUUGCCUUCAAUCAACGUGAGUUAGGUGCGCAUAUUGCAUUUGCUGCAGAUAAUAAAAAUACCCAAUGACACAUAUAUAUAUGUAGACUAUAUGUUACUCAGAUAUGUUGCUUGUAGCAUCGCAGUAUUAUACAAUUUGUUUAUGCAUAGUUUUUUGCAAAAUCACUGCCAUUGUUCUUCUUUUUUCCUUCAACACAACUUGUAGGCAGGUGCACUGACUGUAUUUCAACAAAUAACUCAACUUACACGUACUGUGUUCAUUUAGAAAUAAAACUUUGUAUAAAAUGUG